AUGGGCACGAUCAAAGCACCGCUGGAACAACCACCCCCGCUCGUCCCUGAAUUUACCAACGAACAAGACGUUCUGCAACACUACAACAACCUCACGAGCGUGUGCGAGGAAGCUCGAUCGAAAAUCAACGAGCUUUCCAAUCAAGCGAAAGAACACGAGUUAGUCGUGGAUGCGAUCAAGGAUUUAGACCCGGAGAGGAAGUGCUUUCGAUUAGUCGGAGGCGUCUUGGUGGAAAGGAAAGUGAAGGAGGUUUUACCAGCCGUGAAAGGGAAUAAAGAAAAGUUGGACGGCGUGGUCGAGAGAAUCAACGAGCAGUUGAACGCGAAAGAGAUGGAGCUUUUGGAGUUGAAGAGAAAGUAUCAGAUUAGAGAGAGAGGAGAACAGCCGCCGCCGCCGGACGAGUAG
Messenger RNA from Bathycoccus prasinos, 405 nucleotides. RefSeq names its product prefoldin subunit 2. Bases 1 to 405 code for a protein of 134 amino acids. The transcript has a single exon. NCBI's taxonomy places the organism in Eukaryota, Viridiplantae, Chlorophyta, Mamiellophyceae, Mamiellales, Bathycoccaceae. The record is from RefSeq and is a predicted model, not a curated record. Gene Ontology annotation, biological process: protein folding. Gene Ontology annotation, cellular component: prefoldin complex; cytoplasm. Gene Ontology annotation, molecular function: protein folding chaperone.